Molecule: messenger RNA, 1190 nt
Organism: Drosophila sechellia
Lineage: Eukaryota; Metazoa; Arthropoda; Insecta; Diptera; Drosophilidae
Gene: Naa20A
Product: N-alpha-acetyltransferase 20 A
Exons: 6
Coding region: 87-614 (175 amino acids)
Biological process (GO): N-terminal peptidyl-methionine acetylation
Cellular component (GO): NatB complex
Molecular function (GO): protein-N-terminal amino-acid acetyltransferase activity
Source: RefSeq, a predicted model, not a curated record
GCAUCUCUAUUGUAGCUGGUGCCGGCGAGUAUAGCAAUUUUAUAGGAGCAACAAUAGGAUCGGAUUAGCCGAAAUUCAGUGACAAGAUGACCACGUUGCGACCGUUCACCUGCGACGACCUCUUCAAGUUUAACAAUGUAAACUUUGACCCACUUACGGAGACCUACGGGCUGUCCUUCUACACCCAGUACCUGGCCAAGUGGCCGGAGUACUUUCAGCUUGCGGAGUCGCCCAGCGGACAAAUAAUGGGUUACAUCAUGGGCAAGGUGGAGGGACACCUGGACAACUGGCACGGACACGUGACUGCGCUUACCGUCUCGCCCGACUACCGGCGCCUGGGUCUGGCUGCGCUGCUCAUGAGUUUCCUGGAGGACAUUUCUGAGAAAAAGCGAGCAUACUUUGUGGAUCUGUUUGUGAGGAAGAGCAACCAGGUGGCGAUAAACAUGUACACGAACCUCGGCUACAUCAUAUACCGCACCAUACUUGAUUACUACUCCGGCGACCAGGACGAGGAUGCGUACGACAUGAGAAAGGCCUUGUCCAGGGACGUGAACAAGAAGUCGGUCAUACCGUACACGCAGCCUGUACGACUGGAACAUAUAGAUAUGAAUUGAUACGAUGUCAACCCAGUAGCGCCCGAACGCAUUUAUGACUAACUGAUCCCCCGAUACACCAUUUGAAACGGGCGCGAGCGCAUCACUUCGCAGCCCAUUAAAUUCCAGUUAACUUCUAGCAAUGUAAAUAACACGUAAUCCCAUGAUCUGCCCGGUGAUAACAUGCCAUUCGAUUCUGACCGGAUUCCCUCCCGCUUGCGAACCAAUCCCCCGGCAGUGCAUUUCCCCAACCGAAACUAAGCCUGUAAUUAAGUACAUGACCGCCCCGUUACCGAAUUCAGCUUAAAUUCUCGAUAAUUCUAUUGACUUUGAAAUUAUUUAAAGAUUUCGUAAGCCGAUGCGUAAAUAACCUCAAACUCAAAGAUUGUUCCACAGUUCUGAAGAUUACAAUGCGGGAGCUGCGCAGACAAAUGCGCCACGAUCACUAAGUGGAACGAUUCGCGACGGAUGUGGGCAUAGCCACAGGCAUCGCCAUCGCCACUUGCUUUAUCGACCGAUUCCCAUUUACCAAUGUGCUGCAUAGAAAACCCUUUUAACCCUUUUAAUAAAACGAAAAUAAAACCCCUGGCAUAUAAA